Messenger RNA from Culex quinquefasciatus (southern house mosquito), 1736 nucleotides. RefSeq names its product cartilage-associated protein. Gene Ontology annotation, molecular function: protein binding; collagen binding. The record is from RefSeq and is a predicted model, not a curated record. Gene Ontology annotation, cellular component: endoplasmic reticulum. Lineage: Eukaryota; Metazoa; Arthropoda; Insecta; Diptera; Culicidae. Gene Ontology annotation, biological process: collagen fibril organization.
UUAUCUCAACGAGUGAUCCUAUGCUACGAUCAAGUAAAUUUUGAAAGCUGUUAAUGUCCGGCACUAAAACACUAAUUUGCAGACAUAUACAAUUUAGUAUGCAAGCCACAUUAUUACACCAAAUCUUAAUAUAAAGUGAAAAAUUUCUCAGUAAAAUUAUUGUUGUUACGAAGCAUAUGCGGGCGGAAACCCGAUCAUGUAAACACAGAGUUAUAAUCUUUGCGUUCGUGUAGCUAAUUGUUCUCGAGAGUAGUUCGAGGUUCUGACUUGCAAACAUCAGUGAAAUAUGUCUAUUUUGUAUAUUAUAAUAUCGUUAUCACUCAUACAACAAUCUGCGUUCGCUAAUGCGGAAGAUCACGAUGAGGAUCAAGCGAGCUCAUCCAGUUCGUUCAUAGAUUCUUACGAAAAAGGUGUCCAGAGUUACCUGACAAAUGAGUUCGAAGAUUGCGUAUAUUACCUGGAGCAGGCUGUUGAUAGGUAUCGUAAUUAUUACGAAACUACCGCAAACUGCCGAAUAGAGUGUGAUUAUGCUACUCGUGACGUGAAAAAUCGAGGUGAUUUCAUCCAUCCUGUUAAUAUCGAAAACCUUCAGUUUUAUGAGCUGAUUCUGAAGCGAACAUUAUGUUUAACCAACUGUCGCAAAAGAAAUUUCAAAAGCUUGCCGUUUGAGGAAGAUUGAGGAUAUUACAUGGACUUGUUCAAUCGAAGAGCAUACGCUUAUCUUCAUUCAUGCUAUACAAAGACUGAUCAGAUCACAGAAGCAGCAUCCGCAGCGCUUACAUACAUGGUGAAACAUCGAGACACUGUAAUGCAGAAAAAUUUCGAAAACUCAAUUGAAACUCCUGGUGUCAAUAAAACCGAGAUCGUAGACAUGGAGGAGAAGAAAUUUGUCGAACUUUUUGUCGCUGGAAUUCUAGCCCUGAAUGAUAAGAAUUGGGAAAAUGCCGUGUCGUUCAUGGAGAGUUCAGUCAUGCAGUACAUUUUCGACGAGAAUCAGUGUCGAGCAUAUUGUGAAGGAGAAUUCGAUCACGGAUUCUUACCAGACUUUAUUUCUGCUAUAGGAAAUCAUUUCACCAAUGCUUUAUACUGCAAAAAAAAUUGUUCCAUGGAAAUGGGACAGGUACGAGGCAAGUUUUAUGAGAACAUGUUUGCUGCUCAUUAUAAAUAUUUGCAAAUGGCAUACUACGAAGUGAAAAAAUACGAAGAAUCCUACCGCACGGGUCUCAGUUAUCUUUUGUUUGACAAACAUAACGAAGACAUGCACAAUAAUCUUAAACUUAUUAGCAAAGAACACAAAGGAUUGCUUGGAAAAGAUGCGUUCAAAGAUAGAAGGGAAGCAGCGGAGUAUCGUGAAAGACAACUAUAUGAGGAAAAAUUGAUUGCAUUCAUCAAGCGAGAAUUUGAAUCCACCAGCAGCGAUAUCGAGUCGAAUGAAGAAGAAUAUUUGAAUCGAAAACCUAUUGGCGAAGAAGAACUUUAUUCUGUAAACUCUAGUGAUGAUGAUAACCAAAGAGAAAGUGAGAUCGACCCAGCAACCAUUGAAGAAGGAACGAUUUAUCAAACACCCAACAGAGGGUAUCAUGAGGAGUUUUAAUAGCAUAGUUAAUAAAUAGAAUGAUACCCUCUAACUCAAUGUCACAAACAUGACUCUCAUUUUUGAGCAAAUGAAAAUACUCUAGCAUAGUGACGACGAGUGCAAUUACUGAAAUUUAUAAUUAUACAAAUAAUGACAUACA